This is a messenger RNA of Poecilia latipinna (sailfin molly), 1126 nucleotides long. Its product is annotated as dysbindin-like. The record is from RefSeq and is a predicted model, not a curated record. The coding region runs from base 279 to 884 and encodes 201 amino acids. NCBI's taxonomy places the organism in Eukaryota, Metazoa, Chordata, Actinopteri, Cyprinodontiformes, Poeciliidae. Gene Ontology annotation, biological process: negative regulation of protein kinase activity. Gene Ontology annotation, cellular component: cytoplasm. The transcript has 4 exons.
AUUGGUCAGCUGGCUGAAUCCACAGAGCCACAAAGUUGUCCUCGCUCUCAUCCAAGUGGCUCACGCUGCCCUCGGGGAGGAAGAAGAGAAGCAGGGAAGAAGGACCAGCAGGGAGGCGAUCUAUAUCUGGACACUUUGGAGCGGCUGCAGAGAGCGGAGGAGGUGGGGGAUGCGCGUCAGAAUUUUGGUUCAACUCUGACAAGGCUGCCUGGUAGCGUCUCCUCACCCUGUCGACACGUCUGACUGAUGGUUUUGUUUCCAACAACUUUCCCAGCAUCAUGAGCUCCUCAUCAGCCAACCUUCAAAGCAAACGCCUACCUUCAGAGACAGAGCAUGCCCAGAGGCUUCCAGACAUGGAGUCAGCGCAGCAGCUCAAGCUUAGGGAGCGACAACGCUUCUUCGAGGAGGUCUUCCAGCACGAAGUGGACGUCUACCUGUCCUCGGCACACCUGUGCAUCAGGGACUACAGGAGACCGCCCAUCGGCAGCAUCUCCUCCAUGGAGGUGAACGUGGAUCUCCUGGACCAGAUGGAGCUCAUCGACCUCUCUGACCCAGACCCGGUGGAUGUGUUCUUCAGCUCCGUGGGGGAGGAAGCGGUGCUGUCCUCGCCGCUGCCGGCAGGCCACAGCAGCGACGAGGAGGCCAUCAGGAACGGGCUGUUCCGCCACGUCCUGGAGAGUCUGGACGGCAAGUCCCGCAUGUCCUCCACGUCUUCGGACUGCUCCUCGGACAGCCAGACCGCCAACGUCAACGGAGGAGACACUCCUCUGGUCGGGUCGGACAACGAAGAGACGCCGAGCGGCGAAGCGGUGAACAGAGGCGUGUCGCCGGAGGACGGAGAGCAGAGAGUUCGGAGUGUGGGAGAAGCGUCCCGUACGAAAUAACGCGGAGAUUUUUAACGGAGGACGCACCAACUAAAGGAGGACGUUGUUUGAGGAAAUACUUUUUAAAUGAGUAGGUUUCCAUGGUAACCCGCUAAUCGAUAUGUACUUUCUAGCGCGGGCUACGAGGUGUAAAUAUGCCGAUUCUGGUUAGACUGGUCUUCCUUCUUGUCAUUUCAGUGUGGAAAACUAAUGAUUUUUGUACAGUAUUAAUAAAACUCUAAAACAAGAGAUGACAGAAAUUC